AUGUCCGACAGUCAACUUUUCAAGCCAUUGAAGGUCGGCGACCUUGACCUUCAGCAUCGCGUGGUUCUGGCUCCGCUUACAAGAUUCAAAGCCGACGGAGAGCAUGUGCCUCUACCAAUGGUCUCCGAGUAUUAUUCUCAGCGGGCUUCUGUCCCCGGUACACUUCUUGUCAGUGAGGCCACGUUCAUAUCGAAGCGAGCUGGCGGCUACCCCAAUGUCCCUGGUAUUUGGAGCAGCGACCAAAUCGAAGCAUGGAAGGACGUCACCGCCAAAGUCCACAAAAAGGGCAGCUUCAUCUUCCUACAGCUCUGGGCCCUCGGUCGUGUCGCCAUGCCAGAUGUUGCAAAGGCAGAAGGCUUCGACAUUGUCAGUUCCAGCCCGACGGCCUUGGAGAUCGGAGAUCCCGUUCCGCGGGAGCUGACGAAGGGCGAAAUCGCGCAGUUCGUCGCUGAUUACGCCCAGGCUGCGAGAAAUGCUAUUGCGGCGGGAUUCGACGGGGUGGAGAUCCACGGUGCUGGCGGGUACCUUAUCGAUCAGUUCACUCAGGAAAACUGCAAUAUGCGGAAUGACGAGUAUGGAGGAAGCGUUGAGAACCGCUCUCGCUUUCUCCUUGAGGCUGUCCGUGCCGUGGUGGAUGCUGUUGGUUCUGAGAAGGUCGGGCUACGUCUAUCGCCCUGGCAAAGAUAUCAGGGCAUGAGGAUGGAAGACCCGGUUCCUCAGUUCACUCAUGUGAUUAGCGCUUUGAACGAGCUUAAGCUGGCAUAUUUGCACCUGAUCGAGGCUCGUGUCAUUGGAAACGACGACGGCGACGAUGACGACAAGAUCAAUCCUUUUGUAGAUGCCUGGGCUGGCCCCGGUCCGGUUAUUCUGGCAGGCGGGUUUAAUCCUGAUUCUGCAAAGGCCCUGCUUGAGGCAGAGUUCAAGGACAAGGACAUAUUGAUUGCGUUCGGGCGACAUUUUAUUUCCAAUCCCGAUCUCCCAUUCAGAAUCCGAGGGGGGUUGAAGCUUACUCCUUAUGACCGGAAAGUGUUUUAUUUACCGAUGGUGAAGGAAGGAUAUGUGGAUUACCCUUUCAGCAACGAGUUCCAAGACUACAGUGUGAGCUAUCGUUUAGAUAGGUGGUUGAUCGGGACGAAAGGCCUCUAA
Molecule: messenger RNA, 1146 nt
Organism: Aspergillus steynii IBT 23096
Lineage: Eukaryota; Fungi; Ascomycota; Eurotiomycetes; Eurotiales; Aspergillaceae
Product: alkene reductase
Exons: 1
Coding region: 1-1146 (381 amino acids)
Molecular function (GO): FMN binding; NADPH dehydrogenase activity
Source: RefSeq, a predicted model, not a curated record